CCGAGACUGAGUUAGGCUGCAGAUGAGCGCCUGAGUCCAAACGGUGCGGAGUCCCGCCCUUUUUCUAGAUCCUAGGUGAACCAGCAGACUGAAAUCCCAAACCUUUAGAAACUCCUUUUCUCUCACCUAACGCCUAUCCUGCUAUUUAAUCUUUCUAGUUCGGGAGACCGAGUUUGAGUCUUUGAAGCUGUCAGUCAGGCGGUCUUCUGGGCACUCCAACUGCGGGGUCCUCACGGCUGUCUCUGCUGCCUCAGCUUUGGCCCGGAGAGGACCCGGCGCCGAAUCAGACCGACUGGCCGAGGUGUCCGGAGUUUCAGAUAGAGAGAGGAAGAGACAUAGUGAAAGAUCUCCUAUCCACUGGUUCACUCCCCAAAUGGCCACAAUAGCUGGAGCUGGGCCAAUCUGAAGCCAGGAGCCAGGAGCUUCUUCCAGGUCUCCCACGCAGGUGCAGGGGCCCAAGGAUUUGGGCCAUCUUCUACUGCUUUCCCAGGCGAUAGCAGAGAGCAGGAUGGGAAGUGGAGCAGCCGGGACUCGAACUGGCGCCCAUAUGGGAUGCCAGCAUUACAGAAAAAUGAUCCACAGUCUAUUUCUCAUUAACUGUUCCGGUGACAUAUUUCUGGAGAAGCACUGGAAGAGUGUUGUGAGCCAGUCUGUCUGUGAUUAUUUCUUUGAAGCUCAGGAGAAAGCUGCUGAUGUUGAAAAUGUGCCACCUGUCAUUUCCACACCUCACCACUACCUCAUCAGUAUCUACCGGGAUAAGCUCUUCUUUGUGUCUGUCAUACAGACUGAAGUGCCACCUCUCUUUGUAAUUGAGUUCCUGCAUCGAGUUGCUGACACUUUCCAGGACUAUUUUGGUGAGUGUUCAGAGGCUGCAAUUAAGGAUAACGUGGUCAUAGUAUAUGAGCUCUUGGAAGAAAUGUUAGACAAUGGAUUUCCACUGGCUACUGAAUCUAACAUUUUGAAAGAACUGAUUAAGCCACCAACAAUUCUACGUUCUGUUGUCAAUUCUAUUACAGGCAGUAGUAAUGUUGGAGACACACUUCCCACUGGGCAGCUGUCCAAUAUCCCAUGGCGCCGGGCAGGGGUAAAGUACACAAACAACGAAGCCUAUUUUGAUGUCGUUGAAGAAAUAGAUGCAAUUAUAGACAAAUCAGGAUCUACAGUCUUUGCAGAAAUUCAGGGGGUCAUUGAUGCUUGCAUUAAGCUAUCAGGAAUGCCUGAUCUCUCCCUAUCUUUCAUGAACCCUAGGCUUCUGGAUGAUGUCAGCUUCCACCCCUGCAUCCGGUUCAAACGUUGGGAAUCUGAAAGAGUUUUGUCAUUUAUUCCUCCAGAUGGAAAUUUCCGACUCAUAUCCUACCGUGUCAGCUCACAAAAUCUAGUGGCAAUACCAGUGUAUGUGAAACAUAAUAUCAGCUUUAAGGAGAACAGUUCCUGUGGCAGAUUUGAUGUAACAAUUGGACCAAAGCAGAAUAUGGGCAAAACUGUUGAAGGAAUUACAGUGACAGUUCACAUGCCAAAAGUUGUGCUGAAUAUGAACCUGACACCAACACAAGGCAGCUAUACCUUUGAUCCAGUCACCAAGGUACUAACAUGGGAUGUGGGAAAAAUCACUCCACAAAAGCUGCCAAGUCUUAAGGGCUUGGUAAAUUUGCAGUCAGGAGCACCUAAGCCAGAAGAGAAUCCCAGCCUCAACAUACAGUUCAAGAUUCAGCAACUUGCUAUUUCAGGCUUAAAAGUAAAUCGGUUGGACAUGUAUGGGGAGAAAUAUAAGCCAUUUAAAGGAGUCAAAUAUGUCACGAAAGCUGGAAAGUUCCAAGUGAGGACAUGAGAAGAGGCCAAAAGUAAUCAAGAUCAGUUUCUUUUCCAAGUGUCAUUACAAUUUAUUACUGUUAGAUACCAAGUGGGUGGGAAUACAUAUUCUAGUUAAAGCAUUUGUGUAGAGCUACACACCACUAACAAAGUUGCUUAGUAGUCAAUGUAGGGUUCUUAAGGAGCUUUAAGCUAAGGAGACUUUUCUAAUAACUUAGCUUAUUUUCUAUCUUUUCACUUGGGAAGAUUUUGAAGGUGAUUUCUUCCACAGGGGAUGGGGGUACCAGCUGGAUGCUGCACUUUGUGACAGUAAAGGCAGAAGGCUACAGUGAUAACCUAUCUCCUAAAACAAGUGAACUGGUUUCUAGUCCAGGAGGAGCUGUCUUAAUCUGCAACGUGACAUGUCAGGUGUAGCUACAUAUCAUAGCUUCAGACCUUAGCCAUCCCAAAUCAGUAGUUGUCCUAACAGAGGAAACUCCCCCCACGCCCCGACGUUUACAGAAACUGCCUCUUCAAGUGUUUGCCUUAUUCAGCUUUUCACUUGUGCCAUUAAGCAAGCACUGUAGCAGAAGCCACUUCCACAUGGCCCUGGCAGGGAGCACUGCUGCUCCCUGCUCCAUCCUCACUCUACUUGGUAUUGUAUUUUUUAUAAAUAAGAUUUUUAUGUAAAGCUCAGAUUUUGAUUUACAGGGACCUUGCUGCAGUAACUACCAUCUCAAUUUUGUGCCACUGGUCCAGCUGUUAGAUAGCACAGUAAAAAUCAUUUGUAUGAUGGGGCAAAUGCUUUAUUAAGAUAAUAAAAGGGAACACUACUUCUCCUUUUAGGAAGUUGUUGCAAGCACAAGUGUUUGCAGUUUUAAGCAAAUUAAAGUAAAGAGAAAUUUAAACAAAACCUUUGCCAUCUUCAUGUUUUAUAAAGAUUAUCCAAUACCCCUUAAACCAUAGUAGUCUGCCUCCUGCCCCAGCUCAGCAAAUGGAAGAAAAUGAACCUGCCUCAAUUUUAUUAAUCUUUUUUUUUAAUCUUUUUUGUUAUUUUUAAGGGGCUGAAUUUGCCUGCAUCCCUUGUCUUUUAGGGGAACUCUUCUUAUUGCAGUAUGUAUUUACCAAGCCUGUAAUCAUAGAUUGCUUCCUGCAACUACUGUCAUAAUUCUUACUGAAGUACUUCAGUGUCUACACUGUACUAACAAAGUACCUGGAAGUAUAUUACAUUGAAGCAGAAACAAAAUCCUCAGUAACAUUGACAAUAUCAUAUUGAUCAUCAUGGUUGGAAAGUCAAUCUCAACUUCCUUGGCUUGGUCAUCCUGCCCAGUUAUUUUGCCUCAUUAAAUAUAAAGAAGUAGAGAAAGGUUGAAAGUUGAAAGUACUUGGUCUUCUUGUUUCCUGCUUGUUCUUACGAAUGCUACUAGUUUCCUUCUUCUUGUGGUUUUAUUCUCUUGUUCUUCUCAGCGUCUAACUCUUCCACUUAAAAUGCUAAGCAUAGCCCUUAACCUUAAUCCUGUUUAUGGUGUCAAAGGCUAGUGGUUGGUGCUGGUAUUGGGCGUCCACUAUACAGUGCGUCCUUACCUUACCUGUCCAGGGCAUCCAGCCUGCUCUUUAUCUAAGAAGAAAGGCUACUUUUGGCAACCAAUCCCAGAUGGGCAGCUAAAGUCACAUGGUACCAAAUACAUAACUCCUUUACCUCAAGUCAGUCCUUAUCCUUUCAUCUGUGAUGUCUUAGCUCUUCAGGUUUCUCACCUCAAAAUAUUCCAGUUUUCCUCCUGUGCUGUCUCCUCUUGAAUCCAAGCAGAAUGUAUGCCAAGUUUCUUGCCUUUAGCAAUUUCUGUUAAGACAUCCAAGUACACUGUUUUCCUCUUAGAAUUAAAUUAUUAAUUUGAUAGAAUCCAGUAACUGCUUUCUCUAGCUCUGGCUAUACUGUCAAUAAAAAAAAAAAAAAUCAAAGCAAGAACUUGAUUUUUUUUUUAAAUCAGGCAUUCUCAGAUGGGCAAGGCUUUCUGGAGCAGGCUAACCAUGAUCAGAUUUUCUUACAGAUCAUCACCUAAGAUUUGAGUACAGCUGCAAAGGCCACUUGCAGAUGCUCCUCUUCUAACCAGAGUAUGCUAACAGCCACUCAUACUUUUAAGUUUGCCUCUUCUGGCCAAAGACUGAGUGAUAACCUCCCCUACUACCACGGCCUACCAAUAUCAAAGAUCCAUAAAUACUUAAUAGUAUUAGAAUAGUUUUCAAGCAUAGAAUUCCAGCUAAUCUGAGAAUAUUCCUUUUUUGGAGUAUAUCCCAAGAACAAAUGAAGUAGAUGUAGUCGCAAUCAUUUUGUUCAGAGAGUUCAUUUGAUGGGUUCAUUAUUUAAGUGGUGCUACAAAAGAAGCCUUGGAAGAUGCUGGUCUUAUUGUCCUUAGAGACACCUGGUUUCCAAAAACAAUUAUAGAGCAGCAGGAAGGCAGCACAGUGAGCACAGUGGUGGCUAGAGAAAUGAUCCCAUUUUAGAGAUUGCUGAGCUAACUCAGUAGUCUUGGACAUUCUCCUUUAACUCAAGCAGGCUGUAUGAUUGGAAACAGAAUAUUCUAAGUUAGCAACAUCAAAUAGCAUCCCUUUAUGAUCUUUACCCUUUAAAAGAAAUGUCUCAGAAAAUCAGACAAAAACACUGAUGUCCCAACUCUAUUCCAAGAAUGUGCCCCUAUGAUUUUGGUGCUUCCUCAAGCAAGAAAAAGGGAUAUAUCCCCCAAAGCUAGCUCUGCCUCAAAGCCUAGUGGCUCUGGCAAACCUACUAUCCCAUACUUGGCUCUGGAAUAUAAAAAAAUGUGUGGCACUCCUGCACGCUUAACAAUCAGCUUUUUAGGGGACACUGACUGAUAGUCUCCAAACAAUAGCUAGAAUCUUCUAAAAUACAGACAGACUGCUUUAAUCAGAAAGUAUUGAUGUCACCCGGCCACUUUCUGUCCACUGUUGACCUCCAUCACAGCACCAACCACUAGUACAUAAUCCCAAACGGUCUUUUAUCACACAAAUCCUUGUUAAAUAUAUAUACUACUGCAAUCCCUACUUCUUCUGACACAACAUUUGUAUUUAAUAAAAAAUCUUUAGUUAUCAGAUCUUGAGGAUUAGUUUCAUUGGCUGUUCUGCAAAAGAGAAACCUGACCCUUAAAGCUCUUGGUAAAAUGACAUAGUCAUCAUUUAAAGCAUUGUUUAUAUAAAUGCAUUUUAUUGUUUUUAACAGAACAAAAGAAGAGGCAGAAAAUAUUUGCAUAUAAUAAAUCCUAGUUUAUAAAUGUAGGUUUUUUUAGUGGUAACAUCUCUAAUGAUCAUUGAAGAAAAAAAAUUUUUUAAUUUGCUUCACUGUGUCUUGAGCUCUGAUAUUAGAGAAAAGCACAUCUGGCAUAAAGAGUAACCCAGUGUCUCAGAACACUGGAGGAACCUGGAGAGCAAACAUGACUUUCCUUAUUUCCUCUAAGUAAUCUUUAGUAAAACAAAAGGUGAUCUUUGGCAUAGAGUCAUACUUUAAAGGCAUUAAUAUUGCAUUUAUAUAAGUAAGCAACUAUACACAUAUGCUGAGGACCUUGAAAAUAAUCUUCAUCAGUUAAAAGGAAAUAAGAAAGCCUGAGUGUACAGGACCAACUUAAGACAAGUUCUCCACAUUAGGAACUAACACACAUUGGGACUGGGAAGGAGGGACAUUCAAGCAAGGGCUCUUAUUCCUUUGCUCACCUGGUUCUGGCUUUGGGAAGAAAUACCAUUUCAAUGUGCUAGGGAAUGCUCAAUCAGCAGUGAUUAAGUGCGAAAAGGGAAAAGUUGCCUUCUUUCUGACUUUGUCUAACAGGAAACUUACUACAGUGAUAAUGAAAUAUUAUACCCAUUAUACUCUUGAACUUGGGAGAGGAUGCUGUGGGCUUGGUUGUAGGUGGUUGAAGGGAGGCAGAAAUAACAGGAGUUAUUUCCCACUGAAUUCAGCAGCACUCUCCCUUAGGUACACAGUGUCCUUCGGACAGGAUUCCUUUCCAUUAAAUGCACUAAUUCUUAGGACUGAAUUUCGAAAAGAUAAAAAGAAUCUUUUAAAAUUACAGAUGAACCAACACCUAUAUAACUUUAAAAUCUUGUUUAUGUAAGGUAUGAGGGAAGACUACAAAAGUCAUGGUAAGAGACAUGAUUUGGUUAAAAAUUAAAUGCAGCAUUUCAGCUCAGAAAGAACAGCCGAGAGCUAAGAAUGAAUAAGGCCUCAGCACAAAAACCUCUGCAGGCAGUGACACAGCAUGGAGAGCCUGGGAGUGACCCCACUGGGAGGCUGGGCAGGACCACACCCUGGCCCCUCUGCCCCUCCAGUACAGAGAGCACCAGCACACAGUGUGUUUGUGGGAUUGGCUACCUUGGCAGGCCGAGGCAGGAUAUGGGACAGGAAGUUUCCAUAGCACAAACAGCUCAGGGGCACAGUAAACAUGGAAUCAUGAUCUGUGAGUACCUCCUGACAGUAAAAUUUGGUUUGGAUAGUGUGAGAGUCUAGAAGGAUUAGAUUGAGGAAGGGCAAGAGAUGGAUCCAGACCCCUAGGCAGGGGCUCCUCAGAGGCUACCUUCUCGUGCAGCAGCAAGCUCACUUCCAAAAAGACCCAGGU
Lepus europaeus (European hare) is the source of this 6407-nucleotide messenger RNA. It is a transcript of the gene AP3M1, whose product is annotated as adaptor related protein complex 3 subunit mu 1. The transcript has 10 exons. Gene Ontology annotation, cellular component: cytoplasmic vesicle; clathrin adaptor complex. NCBI's taxonomy places the organism in Eukaryota, Metazoa, Chordata, Mammalia, Lagomorpha, Leporidae. The record is from RefSeq and is a predicted model, not a curated record. Gene Ontology annotation, biological process: intracellular protein transport; endocytosis. The coding region runs from base 509 to 1828 and encodes 439 amino acids.